Messenger RNA from Lactuca virosa, 851 nucleotides. NCBI's taxonomy places the organism in Eukaryota, Viridiplantae, Streptophyta, Magnoliopsida, Asterales, Asteraceae. The record is from the annotation of a GenBank genome assembly.
AUGGGAGAAGAAAAAGAAGCUGAAACUACUCAAGUUCCUGAAUUAUCCACAACAGAAAUAGAAGAACAAAAUGAAAACACAUUGAAUUUUCUUGAUUCAGUGGAUAACUAUCUCAUCUUGAUUGAAUCAUUAACUUCCACACUUCGCCAGGGAUGGCUGGAGUUAGCUAGUGCUAGACAUUCAAUGGGAGGUUCACGUGUAAACAGUGCUUUGCUUACCCUUAAACAACACUCUGCUGCUACAAAAGUGGAAGUAAAUUAUGACAAUGGUGGCUCUAUGAAAAAGUCACCACAGUUGACUUUAUGCAAAUGGACAUCUUCUGACAAAAAAGACUCAUCUUUUGAGAAAGAACACACUGACAAUAAAGAUUCAACAAAAGAAAGCAAUGAAUCUGAAACAAUUGCAUCACCACGUAAAACAGAAAACCAUCUUCAAAAAGAACGAGGGAAAGUACUAUCAAUGUUUGGGGGUUUGGUUUCUCCUAAGCUUCGGGCUUCUCAACUUUCAUUUGAGAAAGCUCUGGAAACACUUGUGGAGAUAGCAAAUGUACGUUCAUCAGUUCUUGGAUCUCAUCAUGCACUGUUACAACACAGGGUUAAGGCUACGAAUAGCACUGAGGAAUGAAAAAAAUGGCCAAUUGGGUUUUAACUAGUGUCCAAAAUAAUAACACUACAGUUUUGACUCCAUAUGUUGUCCACUCUUUUAUAUUCGUCUCCUUGGUGAUUGAUAUUUGUAAAUUACCACUUUUGCUAUUACUUAGUUGGAUGUGACUUUAUUGAACUAUUAUUCUGUCGAUGUUUAUAUUCGUCUUCUAUGAUAUGAUAUUUAAAUAUGUUUUAUAAUAGUCAAGG